GUCAAAUUAAACAUACUCAUAAAUUACCUUUACUCAGUUGAAAAGUCUUAUCUUUGAUAAGACUCGAAAAUGUCUCACAUUGGAACGAGGAACUUAUUUUAUUGAGAGAAAUCUUUACAGAAGAGUGAAACCGUUUCCGUAUCAUGUCAACUCCAAGUAAGGAAAAGGCUCAAAAACCAAAGAUACCCUGGUAUCAGGAUGUAGAUGGUUUCCGGAUUCCGGGCAUGUUUUCAGUGGAGGCAUACAAAUCUGCUUUGGCUUACGAACCCAGACCCAAUGAUUUGUUCAUAAUUACCUACCCAAAAUGUGGAACAACUUGGGUGCAGAACAUAGUAGCUUGUAUUUUCCGGGAGGGAAAACCCUUUGGAUCAGCCCUUGAGUUCUUCACUGAAACUCCCUUCCUGGAAAUGACAGGAGCUGAAGUUGCAGUGAAGAUGAAAAGGCCCGGGGCCAUCAAACUUCAUCUACCAUUCCAUCUGACUCCAUGGUCUUCAGAGGCCAAGUAUAUUUUUGUAGCCAGAAAUCCAAAGGAUUGCUGUGUUUCUUUCUACCAUCAUACGGAGAGCAUGCCUGGAUACUGCUUCGAGGAUGGAGAUUUCGACGACUAUUUUGAACUCUUCAUCAACGGGGAAGUGGAUUUCGGAGAUUACUUCGAUACUACGCUCUCCUGGUGGGAUCACAGGAAUGAUCCGAAUGUGCUUUUCAUCACUUAUGAACAACUGAAGAAGGACACAGUCAACAAUGUCCUGAAAAUAGCCGAUUUCAUUGGACCUGAAUACAAGGAGAAACUGGAGAAGAACGAGAAAAUGCUCCAGGAUGUGAUCCACCACAGCAGCUUCAACUUUAUGAAGGAGCAUCUGAAUAAGCACUUGACGGAAAUGAGCAAAAUCCCCAAGGAAAUGAUACGGAACAAUCCAGACAUUCCUGCUGGCAUGCGUGAGAUGUUGCUCGGAGAUAAGUUUGAAAUGAUGAAAAAAGAUGCUACCGGAAUGACUUUUGUUAGGAAAGGUAUUGUAGGAGACUGGCGGAAUCAUUUCUCACCUAGUCAGAAUGCCAGAUUGGAAAAAAAAUUCAGAGAGAGAUUUGCAGGAACUGGUCUCCUGGAUUUGUGGAAAGAUGAUAUGUGAUACUUCUCCCUAUCUUUCAAGUUGUGCUCUGUCAUUUUUCAGAAACUAUUUCUUUGUAAAUGUUUGGAUCUAAUGUUUCAUAUUAUUGAAAUAAUUUCCGGAAUUUGUUCCAUUUAUCAAAUAAAAAAAUUAUCUAUAUUAUUUUAAGAAGGAAAUAAUAAGAACAUUUUUCUUGGAUAAAUAAAAUUACACAUUUAA
Argiope bruennichi is the source of this 1325-nucleotide messenger RNA. RefSeq names its product sulfotransferase 1C2-like. The transcript is spliced from 5 exons. Gene Ontology annotation, biological process: sulfation. The record is from RefSeq and is a predicted model, not a curated record. NCBI's taxonomy places the organism in Eukaryota, Metazoa, Arthropoda, Arachnida, Araneae, Araneidae. Gene Ontology annotation, molecular function: sulfotransferase activity. Bases 144 to 1127 code for a protein of 327 amino acids. Gene Ontology annotation, cellular component: cytoplasm.